This is a messenger RNA of Exophiala viscosa, 3116 nucleotides long. RefSeq names its product DNA-directed RNA polymerase. Gene Ontology annotation, biological process: regulation of DNA-templated transcription. Lineage: Eukaryota; Fungi; Ascomycota; Eurotiomycetes; Chaetothyriales; Herpotrichiellaceae. The transcript is spliced from 5 exons. Gene Ontology annotation, cellular component: RSF complex. The record is from RefSeq and is a predicted model, not a curated record. Bases 171 to 2825 code for a protein of 884 amino acids.
AGAACCACGACCAUCACCUCGCGACAAGACGUUGAAACCUCACCUCACUCACACAAACCUGCCACCAUCUGCCGCGUGUCUGUCAGAAAGGAUCACAUUUUCUUGAAAUUUGGAUAUCCCUCACGUAAUACUCCCACAGGCGUCACGCCCCACGCGCCUUUCUUCACACCAUGCCUAGAAAGCGCACUCGCGAUGAGAUGGAGGCCUCCGAGCCCGAGGAGAAGAACUCAGAGCCAGGACUGCUUAAGAGAAUAAGGAACAUGUGGGAAUUUGCGUCCGUCAUGCAGUACAUCUUCACAUUCGGUAAAGCAGUCAAGAUCGACGAGGACUUUGACAUUGAGGACUUUGAAAACGAGUGUUUGAAGCCCGGGUACUCCGAAAAGUUGGAAGAGAUUGGCCUCACCCUCCUCAAGUGGAUUUCAUCACACCGUGGUCUCGAUCUCAAUAUUUGGGAUGAAUAUACCCGACGUCAAUACCUUGCCAAAGCACCACAUCUCAACCCCUACGGUGACGAAGAAGAACCUAAGCGAUUUCGGGACUUUGACAUCUUCACAAAAAUCCGUGUUCUCCACCAAAUGACAGUAUGGACAUUUUGGAACCCUGAUCGCAUAAGAGAGCGGAUGCCUGAGCACCAACGUGAGGUGGAUCAGUUGGAAUGGCGUAUCGAGGAAUUUGGUUACGAUCGUGAUGACCGCCAGUACUACCUUCUUGACGACAACCGCUUCUAUCGCCGUACAGAACCUCCUCUACCAGCAGCACCAAAAGCAAAGCCUAAAGCCAAUUCAAAGAAAGCCAUUGCCGCCCGACGACGGCAAAGCAAACGAAGAAGGGUAGAGACGGACACACCAGAGUACGAGCAAGAGAACGAGGACAACGAUGACGAGAGCAAAAUGGUCGAUGAGAAGAACCUCGAAUCCUGGCAAGUUGACACAUAUGGAGGCUUCAAAUGGGAAUGUCUUGCCAUCACGCUCAGCGACUACCACGAACUAUGCGAGUUUUUCAAGAAAUCCAAAGACCCCAAUGAGAAACUGCUAUACGCACGCCUGUUGUCAGAUGUUCUUCCUAUUAUCGAAGAAUCCGAGGAGAAGCAGCGUCGAAAGAUUGAACGUCGCCAACGCGAACUUAUGUUGAUGGAGAAGAUGGUUGGUGCAAAGCGUUCAAGCCGACUGCAGGGCAAGCAAGAACGUGAACGACAAGAAGCAGAGCAAGCCGAAGCCGAACGAAAACAACAAGCUGAUCUGGCUGCAGCUCAUCGCGAGCAGGAGAGACAAGAGAAGAUGGAGGAAGAACGUCAAUAUCGGAUGAUGACCCGAGAGCAAAGAAUCAAAGACCGUGAAUACAAGCGAAUCCUUAAGGAGGAGGAGCUUGCACGGGAUGCUCUUGAGCAGCAGCGAAUUGAGGAAGGUCAAGUUAGAGGUUCUGGCCGACACCUCAAGGAGCGAAUCGAAAAGAACAAGAAGGAGUUGGAGGACCUCAAUGCCGAAGAGGAAUGGACGUUUGAUUGCUCUGGCUGUGGCAUAUAUGGCAAGAACUUGGAUGAUGGUUCCCAUAGCGUUGCUUGCGAUAGAUGCAACGUCUGGCAACAUAGCAAGUGCUUGGGCAUCUCUAAGUCAGCGGCGGAGAAAGACGAUUUUUAUUUCGUCUGCAAAGACUGUCGACAAAAGGAAGAGGACGCGAAGAAACCCAAGAUUUCGCUUAAGUUCCGAGUUGGCGCAUCCUCAUCACCCGCUCCACCCAGUCCAGCACUCCCAAAUGCACAGUCGCCGACUGCGACGAAAUUCGUUGGUGUCGAGAUCCCCAGACAGAAUUUUGGCCAACCUUCUGGUCAAGGUCCUGCUGCCAACGGCUUGCCACCACAACAGUCAUCAUCCUCACCUCCACCACCAAGCUCGCCGUACUAUCCACGACUUGUUCAAAACGACAGAUCCUAUCAUCUAAACUCGGGCGCUCUUGUUAGUGGACAUACUCAACCCCUUGCUCCGCAACAUGGACUGCACACAGCUGCUGGACAACAACCACCUACACGUCCUCAAAGUCAUCCGCAAAUGCUGCAGCCUGGCCAGGUCAACAUCAAUGGCGCUACUGACAGACCAUUAAUGCCACAUGGUCAACAAGCCCCUGCCUAUAACGGCGUACCAAAUCAAUAUCAACCUGUGCAAACCAGUCCUCGGCAAACAGUCCAAUCACCGUCGACUGGUCAACGUCUCCCGUCGCCAGUAUUCAAUCGACCUACCAUGUCACCCACUCAAGGGAACAUGGAUGUUGGUCCAGUGGCAGGAAUACUGCAGAAAUCACCGCCAAUGGAUCAGCCGGUCGUCAACGGAGCUUACGGAUCUUCCAACGGACACAUGCAACAAGGUCAUAACGGCGGCAAUCCUCACGCAACGCCUCGCGCUUCUGGACAACCUCGGUUCGCCCAGACUCCUACAACGCAACCCUUCUCUGGCCUCUCACCGAAGAAGCAGCGAACACCUGCCACUUUGCCCGCUCCGUCGAUGAUCCUGCAAAAUCCAAAUAGCAUGUCUCCACCAGUCGUACUUCCGCAACAGAGUCCGUCCGGCCCAGUUGAGAGGAGGACGGUUAGCGGUACACCUAUCCUGCCGCCUGUCGAAAACCUCAGACCAAGUCCCGAGCAGUUGAAGAACUCAAGCAGUACCGAACCCGUGCCUACGCCGAGCAAGCAGCCUCAGCCAGCGCCACAAUUAUAUGCUGGGCUGGAAAAUGGUCUCCAGAUUCAGAAUGUUCCUGAACAACCAAGUGCAGGACAAAACAACGCUCCCCAAAACCAGCCAGUGACAGCAAAGGUCGAGCCUACGAUAACAUGAGCAGCAUAAGCUGGAUUUGAUGAACGACGAGAACGAGAUGAAGUUGGCAUCACUUGGACGUGUAGAUAAGACGUAUUGAUACCUUUUGCGCUUGGACUGCUGGAGCAGAUCCAGUUCAAUCGAAAGGCUGGUUAUUGCUAUUGGUCCCUCGACAUGUUGGAAGAGAAGCAAUUGGUUCCUCGUCGUGUUGGACACGGUAUCUGAAUAGCUAGAACAGCACUCUUAAAACCAAUAGCCACAAUCAGAUGUCUGAAGUAUUAUCGCUGCAGGCUCUUGCCUCAUCGUCUUUUG